GCUUGUUUUCUCAUAAAAAUACCAGAAGCAACCCAGCACCAGUCAACAAGUUGAAACUCUCCCUCCAAAAACACCUCUCUCUCUCUCUCUCUCUCUCUCUCUCAUUAUCCUUCGUCACUUCCUUUAUAAAAACCCUCCAGUGUUAAUCUCCUCCUCUCUAAUUACUCUCUCUCUCUCUCUCUAAAAAUACUGUGAACAUAAUUUUUCCUUUUUUGUACGGACAAUGCCGCAGGUGGAUCUUGAAACUCUAGUCUCAGCCUGCGCCGGCGGCUCCUGCGACCGCAAAGUCGCAUGUGAAACCAUCGCCGCCUCCUCGACCACCACCAACCACUCCCAACCACCACUGGACUCCUCCGAUCUCGCCGAAGUACCACCAGAUUUCCCGCCAGAAUCCUUCUGGCUUUCCAAAGAUGCCGAACUCGACUGGUUCAGCACCAAUGCUUACUACGAACGCAAGGAUUCCACAAAAGGAAACUCGAACUCCACAAACUUAAACCCGAACAUCAUCCCCAACCCUAACUCCUCCAACUCACAGCGUUUCUCCAGCUUGCACACUAAAGCGUCAAUCAUUGGCUUACCAAAGACACAGAAAUCAACCUUCGUUGUUGACAAAAAGAAUCGCCGUAACUGUAAACCUGGAAACACACGAUUGUUUCCUAAAAGGUCCGGUUCGACCGGUAAAUCGGAUUCGACGACCAUGGUUGAACCGUCUUCACCGAAAGUAUCUUGUAUGGGAAGAGUGAGAUCGAAGAAAGAUCGUAACCGUAGAUUGCGGAAGCAACAGCAAGAACAAAGAUCUUUUCAAUCAAUCGGAAAGAAGGAAAGUACUAAAAGGGACAAGAAGGAAAAAAAGAGUUUCUUUGCCAGUUUUAAAGCCAUCUUCAGGUCUAAGAGUAACAAUAAAGAUACAUCACUGAAGAGUGGCAAUGUCACGUCGCAUGGUGGAUCGGUUAGCGAGAGUUACGCGCUUAAGAAAUCGAGUGAUAUUAGGGACCGGUUGCCGGCGAGUGAUAGAGACGCGCCACCAAGAAGGAGCGUUGGAAUGGAGCCGGUUGUUGGUUUGGGAGGAAUGACGAGGUUUGCGUCCGGGAGGAGAUCGGAGUCGUGGAGUGUCGAGAUCGACGUGGUGUGAACUGAUUGGGUCAAGUAAACGGUGGGGUCCAGGCAAGAGGGGUUGCGGUCGUGAUUGGGUAUCUUCUGUGGGGUUUAAUUUGAAUUACAGUUUAGGAUGACUUGGCUUGGUGAAUUAACCGUUUCAAACGCGGUAACUACAGUUACUACCUUUCCACGUUUUUUUUAGCCUGUGAUGUGAUUUUGUGAGAAAUUUUAUAAUGUCAAGGGAGUAAUUGGUAGAGUAGUGUUUUAUUAGUUAUUUUUUAAAUUUAUUUUAAAAAAUAUAUAUAAUUAGGAGAGAAAAAUUUUAGUGGAAAAUAUUUUUAUGAUUGUAGAUUUUAUCCUUUUCUCUCUCUUUAUUUAAGAUAUAUCUAAAAAAUAAUUAAUAAAAUAUUACUAAUUACUCCCUAAAUCCUAUAAAAAUUUCCUGAUUUUACUGCUCUUUUUUUUUUCUCCUCCGAAAGGGCUUGUAGAUAUAAAUUGAGUGUAGAUUGUUAUUAUUAUAAUAAUGUACGUAGUUCAUGAAGACUAUAAUAUCAUUGGAUAGUGGUUCUUUUGCAAGGA
Molecule: messenger RNA, 1677 nt
Organism: Populus nigra (black poplar)
Lineage: Eukaryota; Viridiplantae; Streptophyta; Magnoliopsida; Malpighiales; Salicaceae
Exons: 1
Coding region: 224-1132 (302 amino acids)
Source: RefSeq, a predicted model, not a curated record